AGCUCCAUCACUGCGGGCUGUUUCACUCACAUGAUUAGCUCAAGUGUUCCUUGUCUUGAUUGAGAGAAAGUAAUCCCAGGAUUAGGAAUGUGGGUUGUUUUUCUGUCAGGGUGAAGGCGGUCAUUAGGAGCGAGUGUGUGCGGUAUCAGUGUGUACAGAGAGCUUGGUGUGGGGUGAGAAUGCGGAGCCCCAUCAGGCGAUACCCCUGGCUCAUUAACGUCACUCUGUACUCGGGUCUGUACGCCGGCGGGGAUCUGAUGCAGCAGUAUUUAUCGAAUAAGAAAGAUGAAAAGAUCGACUGGAGGCGGACGAGAAACGUCGCGAUCGUCGCUUUCUGCUUUAACGGCAACUUCAACUUUUUCUGGAUGCGCUUCUUGGAGCGGAGACUUCCGGGAAGUUCCGUUAGCGCGGUGUUGAGGAAACUCGCCCUGGACCAGACCCUGUCCUUACCCCUGGCCAUCAGCGCCUUCUACACAGGUUUGAGCCUUUUAGAGGGUCAAGAUGACAUACUGGAGGACUGGAGAAACAAAUUCCUGAACACAUACACAACAGGACUCAUGUUCUGGCCAUUUGCCCAGUGCCUGAACUUUGCCCUGGUGCCCUUGUACCUGCGAACUACCUUCACCGGUUGCUGUGCUUUUGUCUGGGCUACAUUCCUCUGCUUCUCUCAUCAGUGCGGAGACGGAACCCUGAAGGCGGCUCUGAACUGGAUACGCCAGCUGAAAAGCGAAGUCAAAGUUCAAGAAUCCAGUGAAAGCAAGUGAUUCUUUGAAUGUACUGUCAGAAAGGUGCUUGAUCCUGUUUCCAUAUAUGAUCAUAAUUGCACAGUCGUGUUGUAAUUCAACCUGUGUUAGUCACCUGCAAGAUAGGUAGUACAACAGCUCAGGAAUCAUAUUUAUUAGUCCAUUUGCUUUGUUUGAGUCUGGAACAUAACUUUUUUAGUUGCAUGUACGGUAUUUAAACAAAUAAAAAAAUAACAUAAAAAAAAGACUUAGGGGCAUAGAGAACUAAAAACAGGCUGAAACCCAUCUUGAUUUUUUUAUGACAGUUCCAAAUCCUUAUUUGUAUGUGGUUAACAUAACCUUAUAUAUGUGUCAAAACAUUGUUUGUUUGUUUUUUUGCAGUAAAUGCAUUAUAAUGACAUUCAUAAAAGGUCAACAAUGCCAUCAUUAUGAUUUCCUCAUAUUAUCCUCCCCUUGAUAGUUUGUUUAAUAACAUUUCAUUAACAACAGGCUGCUAUCAGUUCCUCAUUUCCUCCAUAUUACUAGCGUGUUCUUUUAAUUGUCAGUGUUAAAUUUUUUAAACGUUAAUUUUCAGUGGAACUGUCAUAAAAGUAUUAUAUAUGGACACGAGUGUUUUACUGGGAAAUACGCACUCGUAUUUUUCAUUCAAGCUACAUCUGGGACAUGGAGAACCAAAACUGUGACAUAACUCUCUUUUUAUUUUUUUCGCGGUCCGGUUUCCAUCAAAUCCUGCGCUCUGAUUGGCUGGCGAGCGGGUCCGUAUCCUACAAUACGGACCCCAGUUACGGACCCUGGUUAUGGACCUCUGGCGACUCGCUCGUUCACAACAACAAAUAUAGUAAAAUUUUUUGUCAACAUUUAUCUUUUUUUUAUAAGAUUUAUUUAUAAGAUUGACAAAAAUCUUAUACAUUUUUGCCAGCAUUUCUCAGGAGAAUGGCAUUAAUUUUACAGCAUGGAUAGUGAUAACGACAGUCUUCACAGCGAAAGCGAGUUUUACUACCCUGAGGAAGAAGAAAUAAAAGAAAACAUUUCAGGAGAAAGCUAAAAACGUAUAACUGUUGCUAACGCCGAGCAAAAACAUGGCUGAAUCCUGAAUGACUCGAUUUUGUAUAAAUAGAGGACUACAUAGGCGGCAAAAUGUAGUUUUUUUCCUGCCAUGGAAGUACACUUGUAUACCGAGGAGGAAGCCAUUUGCAUUACAGCCGUGAAUGAGGAUUCAAAAUGGCAGCUCGCCUCGGCUCGGUUUUCCCUUUCGGGCGCUCUCGUUUUCUGUUAGAAUUUGGUAAAGAAAAAAAUAAAUAUAUUAUUUACCAACUUAAGGUCGGUCCAUAUGGUGAAAUACCGUGACCUCAGCCUUGAAUACUGACCUCGGCCCAGAGGGCCUCGCUCAGUACUUUCAAGACCUCGGUCACGGUACUUUACCAUACGGACCUCCCAGCUGGUAAAUAACAUACAUAUAUGUCACUCUUGAGAAAAUAGAUUAAUUGUUUUGAUUUGUUUGAAAUUUGGGUACUUUUUGUUUGUGAAUGUGUCUAUAUAAUACAAAGAAAAUCACACGUUGGCUUGAAGAUAUGAAUUUUAUCUUCUUGUGUUGAAAAACUCGCAUUUUUCAUACAAAAUACAUCGCGGAUCUGAGUGACAUACAGUGCCUUGCAAAAGUAUUCAUCCCCCUUAGUGUUUUGUCCUGUUUGGUUG
Neoarius graeffei (lesser salmon catfish) is the source of this 2438-nucleotide messenger RNA. RefSeq names its product mpv17-like protein. NCBI's taxonomy places the organism in Eukaryota, Metazoa, Chordata, Actinopteri, Siluriformes, Ariidae. The transcript is spliced from 4 exons. The coding region runs from base 180 to 764 and encodes 194 amino acids. The record is from RefSeq and is a predicted model, not a curated record. Gene Ontology annotation, cellular component: membrane; cytoplasm.